This is a messenger RNA of Erigeron canadensis, 755 nucleotides long. RefSeq names its product cysteine proteinase inhibitor 6-like. Gene Ontology annotation, molecular function: cysteine-type endopeptidase inhibitor activity. NCBI's taxonomy places the organism in Eukaryota, Viridiplantae, Streptophyta, Magnoliopsida, Asterales, Asteraceae. The coding region runs from base 1 to 699 and encodes 232 amino acids. The transcript has 3 exons. The record is from RefSeq and is a predicted model, not a curated record.
AUGCACUAUUUCUUCAUCAUCUUAUAUUUCUUUUUUUCCUUUAAUUCUUUGAGAGCAUUAGCCCAUGGACCCCUUUCUGGAGGUUGGAAGCCUAUUCAUGAUGUAAACGACCCGUUGAUCAUCGACAUCGGAAAGUUUGCUGUAGACGCGCACAAUAAAGGGGGGCAUACAUCUCUUAAGUUUGAAAAUGUCGUUAAAGGAGAAACUCAAGUGGUUUCUGGAACGCAAUACAGCUUAACGAUUAAGGCAUUAGAUGGGCGUGUUGAGAAUAAAUAUGUUGCACUUGUUUGGGACAAGCCUUGGAUGAAAUUUAGAAAGUUGCUCCUCGACUUCCUAUAUAUAAAUGCCAUAGAAAAUCAACCACCCACCCACCCACCCGUUUCUAACUCUUUGACUCUACCAUUAGCCCGUGGACCCCUUUCUGUUGGUUGGAAGCCUAUUCCUGAUGUAAACAAUCCGUUUAUCAUCGACGUCGGAAAGUUUGCUGUAGAGAUGCACAAUCAAGAGGAACAUAUAAGUCUUAAGUUUGAAAAAGUCGUUAAAGGAGAAAUUCAAGCGGUUUCUGGAAUUAAAUACAACUUGACGAUUAAGGCAUUAGAUGGGCGUGUUGAGAAUAAAUAUGUUGCACUUGUUUGGGACGCGCCGCCCAUGCCUAACAUGGAACUUAGAUGGUUGCUUUCCUUUAAAGGACCCAUUUAAAAUAUAUAAACUGUUCAUUAGAAACUCUUUUUAUAAUAUAUGCUUUUGUUGAAUAA